Messenger RNA from Hippopotamus amphibius kiboko, 1155 nucleotides. It is a transcript of the gene MZT2B, whose product is annotated as mitotic spindle organizing protein 2B. NCBI's taxonomy places the organism in Eukaryota, Metazoa, Chordata, Mammalia, Artiodactyla, Hippopotamidae. The record is from RefSeq and is a predicted model, not a curated record. The coding region runs from base 1 to 1074 and encodes 357 amino acids. Gene Ontology annotation, cellular component: centrosome; spindle. The transcript has 4 exons.
AUGUCGUCAUCAGGCUGCGCGUGGCGUCACGACCCCCCUGCCUGGCGGGAAAAGCGCCGCCACCUCCUCGGGUCGACACAGGAAACGGCGCGUGCGCGGAGCCAAGGCCCGCGGGUUUAUGGGGCCCGCCUGGGAACGCGCCUGCGCAGCGCGGGGGGGGGGGGGGCGGGUUGCUCCUCGCGAGGAGCGCGCGUGCGCGAAAGGAGGGGGCCGUGUGUCGGGGCCUGGAGGAGCGCCCCCUACCGGGGAGGCGGCGCACAACAGGUACACUCUGGGCCUGACGGGCGUUUGCCGAGCGCCCGCUGUGUGUCCGCGCUGCGCCCGCCGAGGGUGCCGCCGCCCGGGCCCGGGUCUGAGCGCCGCAAGGCGGGGGCGCUGCGGGGAGCAAGGCGCGCGUGGGCCGGGCGGGGCCGGGGCCCGGCGGCGCGCACGCCCCGCGGCCCGCAGAUGGCGGCGCCGGGCGCGGGGCCCGGGCCGGGGGCGCCCCCGGGGCUGGAGGCGGCCCUGCAGAAGCUGGCGCUGCGGCGGAAGAAGGUGCUGAGCGCCGAGGAGGCGGAGCUGUUCGAGCUGGCGCAAGCGGCGGGCGGCGCGAUGGACCCCGACGUGUUCAAGAUCCUGGUGGACCUGCUGAAGCUGAACGUGGCGCCCCUCGCCGUCUUCGAGAUGCUCAAGUCCAUGUGCGCCGGGCAGAGGCUGGCGAGCGAGCCCCAGGACCCCGCGGCCGCGCCCCUGCCCACGCCCAGCGUGCCUGAGACCCGAGAGGCCUCCUUUCUCUCUGCCGAGAACUGUAGCCCCCCCGCAAGGCCCUCCUUUUCCUCGGCCCCGCGGCCUGCGGCCUCUCCGGUUCUGCUCCACGGCCCAGCUGCCACGCACUCGCCUCUCUCUGCGGGGCCCCCCGGUUCCCUCCGGUUCUCUUGCUGCCUGUUGUCUCCUUUUGCAGGGAGAAACAAAGGCAGCAGUGCCCUUGGCAGCAGCCGGGAAGGACCCAGCCAGAGGACGCCCCGCCAGCCCAGCGCCACCAGGCUGCCCAAGGGGGGCGGGCCUGGGAAGAGCCCCACACGCAGCAGCACCUGAGCAGGAGCUCCGCGCGGCCCCACCGCGGGCCCCUCACAGGCUUCUCCUCCCGUCGGUAAUAAACCUCUGCAAAAAGCUCAA